This is a messenger RNA of Gymnodraco acuticeps, 790 nucleotides long. RefSeq names its product jumping translocation breakpoint (gene jtb). The annotation marks the transcript as partial. NCBI's taxonomy places the organism in Eukaryota, Metazoa, Chordata, Actinopteri, Perciformes, Bathydraconidae. The transcript is spliced from 4 exons. Gene Ontology annotation, biological process: mitotic cytokinesis. Gene Ontology annotation, cellular component: cytoplasm; membrane; centrosome. The record is from RefSeq and is a predicted model, not a curated record.
UGCAGGCCCCGGGUGCUGGUCCUGCAGGCGCUGUUCUGGAGCCUGGUGUCCCUCAGGGUGUUUGGAGCCGCCCUGCUGAGCGAGGAGAAAACUACAGUGAAGCAGCAGAGCGCCCCCUGCUGGCUGCUGGAGGACUUCGUGGUGGCGGCCGAGUGCUCGCCGUGCACUGCCUUCCAGACCACGUCCUGGGCGUCCUGCGGGCCGACGGGCUUCGUGGAGCGAGUCAACUGCACCAGAUCCAACAAGGACGAGUACAAGAGCUGCCGCUCGUCCCUCCUGGAGGAGCGUCUCUUCUGGAGGUUCGAGGCCUCCAUGCUGGUCCUCACCCUCUCCUCCUCGGUGGUGGUGGUCCUGAGGCAGAGGCUGCUGGACCGCCUCGCCUCAGAGAAGGUGAGGAGGCAGAUAGAGAGCAUCUAGAGAGGAGACACCUGUAGGAGAGAGGAGACAGGAGACACGAGAAGGAGAGAGGAGACACGAGAAGGAGAGAGGAGACAGAUAGAGGACUGCAGAAGCUGUGAAAACUUUAUUGAAAAAGAAUCUGGAGACCGAACGAGCGAUGAGGCGUUCAAUGACCGUCAGAAACUCUGUGUUUCUCUGUUUCUUGUGAGCACUAAAUGUUAACGUGUGUUCAGACUUUAGUUCUUAGACAUUAAAGUGAGUUAUUAUGAACAUUAUGGAGGUUUGACUGUUGAAUAGUCUCUUUGAUAUCAACAGAUGGACCAAUCAGAGCCUGUGAAUAUGAUGUCAUCUCUAAAUAUAACGAUCUAAAUUAAAAACUGGGUCAAAAAAA